AUGUCCACUCCUCGACGAUCAUCUAGACCCUCUACACCUUCAUCUUCAAAUCCUGCACCGACGCCCAUACGUACCAAUAUACACCAUCACAAAACGGCAGAUGAGCUGGCCGCCGAAGAGGCAGCAUCCAUCUUACAUACGCCCACUACUCGCCUCAGAUCCGCGGGAAGUACGACGUCGGUUGGAAUACCCAUCGAGCUUGAAACGGGCAGUGCGAGGGCUCUGAGGCACAGAAGAUUGAAUGAAGUGAGAGAAGCUACGAGCGAAACGAGAGAAAGGGAAGAUUCUAAAUCUAUCGCAUCGGUUUCGAGCAGAAGUCAAGAUGAUGAUGGGGAUGAUGAAGUAUCGAAAUCAUUAGAUGUUUCUAUACAAGGGGAUGAUGACCUUCAGUCGACCUCAGAAAAUGGUCACGAUGAUGAUGAUGAUGAUGUCAACUCCUCGCCUUCUACUGCUCUCACCACUGGUCAAAUUUUCGCUCAGCCUCAGAUAUCAAUUCCUUCCGACGACGAGGAAGAAGACGAUUCCGAUUCCGAAUCUGAUGAUUCAGAGACUGACUCGGCUGAUGAUGGAUCAAGCACUGCAUCUGCGUCUUCGUCGCAUACAUCGGAUUCAGAUGAUGAGGAUGACUCAGACGAAGAGCGUAUGGACCGACUGUUAGAAGCUGCCAAAGCUGCUGCUAUAGCCAAGCAGAGUAAAGGAAAGGGGAAAGCUAUAGCAGAUGAAGAUGGGGAAGAGGUACUUGACUUUGACGAAGAUCAGAAAGAGGAGAAGAAGGAUGCGCCUAUUCCCGAUUUAUCUGUCCCCCAAUUGCCUAGACCACAUUUGUCUUUCACGCAAGAUGGGAAAGCUCAAGCAGCAACCAAAAUACCAGAACUGGGACGAGCUGGUCCGUCAAAGAAACCUAUCUCAGAAGGAAAGAAACGAGAGGUUGCCAUACCUGAGUUAGAUGAUAGACCAUAUGAAAGAGAAUUGAGUAAACGUGAAAAAGCAGCUCAACCUCGUAAAGCUACUACAUCCGAACUUUGGGCUAGUAUACCUUCACCUCGAUCAGAUCUUUUACCUCAGAUGAAGAGGGAUUAUCAAGCUCUCGCUCUUGCCAAUAGCUUGGAUCCCAAGAGAUUUAUGAAAGGUGGUAGUAAAUCUGAUAAAAUACCUGAAUCGUUUGCUAUCGGUACGAUGAUCGACGUUCCUCGUCAUGUGCAAGAUACUACCUUGACGAAGGAAAGGAAAUAUAGAGCGGGUCAGGUAGUCCAAAAUCUGAUACGAGAUGAUAGUACAGGAGAGUACGCCAAGAGGAAGUACGGGGAUCUACAGUGGAAUAGGAUGGAGAAUGGUAGAGGUAAAGGCUGGAAGAAGAGGGUCAAGUGGUAG
Messenger RNA from Kwoniella botswanensis, 1371 nucleotides. RefSeq lists its product as uncharacterized. Gene Ontology annotation, biological process: RNA processing. Gene Ontology annotation, molecular function: RNA binding. Gene Ontology annotation, cellular component: nucleolus. Lineage: Eukaryota; Fungi; Basidiomycota; Tremellomycetes; Tremellales; Cryptococcaceae. The record is from RefSeq and is a predicted model, not a curated record. Bases 1 to 1371 code for a protein of 456 amino acids. The transcript has 4 exons.